This is a messenger RNA of Cynocephalus volans (Philippine flying lemur), 3837 nucleotides long. It is a transcript of the gene CYFIP2, whose product is annotated as cytoplasmic FMR1 interacting protein 2. Gene Ontology annotation, biological process: cell morphogenesis; regulation of actin filament polymerization; apoptotic process. Gene Ontology annotation, molecular function: small GTPase binding. The transcript is spliced from 31 exons. Gene Ontology annotation, cellular component: neuron projection; synapse. Lineage: Eukaryota; Metazoa; Chordata; Mammalia; Dermoptera; Cynocephalidae. The record is from RefSeq and is a predicted model, not a curated record. The coding region runs from base 1 to 3837 and encodes 1278 amino acids.
AUGACCACCCACGUCACCCUGGAAGAUGCCCUGUCCAAUGUGGACCUGCUGGAGGAGCUGCCCCUCCCUGACCAGCAGCCAUGCAUCGAGCCUCCACCCUCCUCCAUCAUGUACCAGGCUAACUUUGACACAAACUUCGAGGACAGGAAUGCAUUUGUCACAGGCAUCGCAAGAUACAUUGAACAGGCUACGGUCCACUCCAGCAUGAAUGAAAUGCUGGAGGAAGGACAUGAGUAUGCGGUCAUGCUGUACACCUGGCGCAGCUGUUCCCGGGCCAUCCCCCAGGUGAAAUGCAAUGAACAGCCCAACAGAGUGGAGAUCUACGAGAAGACAGUGGAGGUGCUGGAGCCAGAGGUCACCAAGCUCAUGAAGUUCAUGUACUUUCAGCGCAAAGCCAUCGAGCGGUUCUGCAGCGAGGUGAAGCGGCUGUGCCAUGCUGAGCGGAGGAAGGACUUUGUCUCCGAGGCCUACCUCCUGACCCUGGGCAAGUUCAUCAACAUGUUUGCUGUCUUGGAUGAGCUCAAGAAUAUGAAGUGCAGCGUCAAGAAUGACCACUCAGCCUACAAGAGGGCAGCACAGUUCCUAAGGAAGAUGGCGGAUCCUCAAUCUAUCCAGGAGUCGCAGAACCUUUCCAUGUUCCUGGCCAACCACAACAGGAUCACCCAGUGUCUCCAUCAGCAACUGGAAGUGAUCCCAGGCUAUGAGGAGCUGCUGGCUGACAUUGUCAACAUCUGCGUGGAUUACUAUGAGAACAAGAUGUACCUGACCCCCAGUGAGAAACACAUGCUGCUCAAGGUAAUGGGCUUUGGCCUUUACUUGAUGGAUGGAAAUGUCAGUAACAUUUACAAACUGGAUGCCAAGAAGAGAAUCAACCUUAGCAAAAUUGAUAAGUUUUUUAAGCAGCUGCAGGUGGUGCCCCUUUUCGGCGACAUGCAGAUAGAGCUGGCCAGAUACAUUAAGACCAGUGCUCACUAUGAAGAGAACAAGUCCAAAUGGACAUGCACGCAGAGCAGCAUCAGCCCCCAGUACAACAUCUGUGAGCAGAUGGUCCAGAUCCGGGAUGACCACAUCCGCUUCAUCUCUGAGCUCGCUCGCUACAGCAAUAGUGAGGUGGUGACGGGCUCGGGACUGGACAGCCAGAAGUCAGAUGAGGAGUAUCGUGAGCUCUUCGACCUGGCCCUGCGGGGUCUGCAGCUUUUAUCCAAGUGGAGUGCCCACGUCAUGGAGGUGUAUUCCUGGAAGCUUGUUCACCCCACAGACAAGUUCUGCAACAAGGACUGCCCUGGCACAGCAGAGGAGUACGAGAGAGCCACGCGCUACAAUUACACUAGCGAGGAAAAGUUUGCUUUUGUGGAGGUGAUCGCCAUGAUCAAAGGCCUGCAGGUGCUCAUGGGUAGGAUGGAGAGUGUCUUCAACCAAGCCAUCAGGAACACCAUCUAUGCGGCCCUGCAGGACUUUGCCCAGGUGACCCUGCGUGAGCCUCUGCGGCAGGCAGUGCGGAAGAAGAAGAACGUCCUCAUCAGCGUCCUGCAGGCAAUUCGGAAGACAAUCUGUGACUGGGAGGGAGGCCGAGAGCCCCCCAAUGACCCAUGCUUGAGAGGGGAGAAGGACCCCAAAGGUGGAUUUGACAUCAAGGUGCCCCGGCGUGCUGUGGGGCCAUCCAGCACACAGGCCUGCCAGUGGUCCCCGAGGGCUUUGUUUCACCCCACUGGUGGCACACAGGGCCGAAGAGGCUGCCGAUCCCUGCUGUACAUGGUGAGGACCAUGCUUGAGUCACUCAUCGCAGAUAAAAGCGGCUCUAAGAAGACGCUGAGAAGCAGCCUUGACGGACCCAUCGUCCUCGCCAUAGAGGACUUCCACAAACAGUCCUUCUUCUUCACACAUCUGCUCAACAUCAGUGAAGCCCUGCAGCAGUGUUGUGACCUCUCCCAGCUCUGGUUCCGCGAGUUCUUCCUGGAGCUGACCAUGGGCCGGCGAAUCCAGUUCCCCAUUGAGAUGUCCAUGCCCUGGAUUCUAACAGACCAUAUCCUGGAAACCAAAGAACCUUCCAUGAUGGAGUAUGUCCUCUACCCUCUGGAUCUGUACAACGACAGCGCCUACUAUGCUCUGACCAAGUUUAAAAAGCAGUUCCUGUACGAUGAGAUCGAAGCUGAGGUGAACCUGUGUUUUGAUCAGUUUGUCUACAAGCUGGCGGACCAGAUCUUUGCUUACUACAAAGCCAUGGCUGGCAGUGUAUUGUUGGAUAAACGUUUUAGAGCUGAAUGUAAGAAUUAUGGCGUCAUCAUUCCGUACCCACCGUCUAACCGCUAUGAAACGCUGCUGAAACAGAGACACGUCCAGCUGUUGGGUAGGUCAAUUGACUUGAAUAGACUCAUCACCCAGCGUAUUUCUGCUGCCAUGUAUAAGUCCCUGGACCAGGCCAUCAGCCGCUUUGAAAGCGAGGACCUGACCUCCAUUGUGGAGCUGGAGUGGCUGCUGGAGAUUAACCGGCUCACUCACCGGCUGCUCUGUAAGCACAUGACGCUGGACAGCUUCGAUGCCAUGUUCCGGGAGGCCAAUCACAAUGUGUCCGCCCCCUACGGCCGUAUCACCCUGCACGUCUUCUGGGAGCUGAACUUUGACUUCCUCCCCAACUACUGCUACAAUGGGUCCACGAACCGUUUUGUCCGAACUGCCAUUCCUUUCACCCAAGAACCACAGCGAGAUAAACCUGCCAACGUCCAGCCUUAUUACCUCUAUGGAUCCAAGCCUCUCAACAUUGCCUACAGCCACAUCUACAGCUCCUACAGGAACUUCGUGGGGCCCCCUCAUUUCAAGACCAUCUGCAGACUCCUGGGUUACCAGGGCAUUGCUGUGGUCAUGGAGGAACUGCUGAAGAUCGUCAAGAGCUUGCUCCAAGGAACGAUCCUCCAGUACGUGAAAACACUGAUAGAGGUGAUGCCCAAGAUCUGCCGCCUGCCCCGGCACGAGUACGGUUCCCCAGGGAUCUUGGAAUUCUUCCACCACCAGCUGAAGGACAUCAUUGAGUACGCAGAGCUCAAAACAGACGUGUUCCAGAGCCUGAGGGAAGUGGGCAACGCCAUCCUGUUCUGCCUCCUCAUAGAGCAAGCUCUGUCUCAGGAGGAAGUCUGUGAUUUGCUCCAUGCUGCACCUUUCCAAAACAUCUUGCCUAGAGUCUACAUCAAAGAGGGGGAACGCCUGGAGGUCCGCAUGAAACGCCUGGAAGCCAAGUAUGCCCCGCUUCACCUGGUCCCUCUGAUAGAGCGGCUGGGGACCCCUCAGCAAAUUGCCAUUGCUCGGGAGGGUGACCUGCUGACCAAGGAGCGGCUGUGCUGUGGCCUGUCCAUGUUCGAGGUCAUCCUGACCCGCAUUCGGAGCUAUCUGCAGGACCCCAUCUGGCGGGGCCCACCACCCACCAAUGGCGUCAUGCACGUGGACGAAUGUGUGGAGUUCCACCGGCUGUGGAGCGCCAUGCAGUUUGUCUACUGCAUUCCUGUGGGGACCAACGAGUUCACAGCUGAGCAGUGUUUCGGUGACGGCUUGAACUGGGCUGGCUGCUCCAUCAUCGUCCUGCUGGGCCAGCAGCGUCGCUUCGACCUGUUCGACUUCUGUUACCACCUGCUAAAAGUACAGCGGCAGGACGGGAAGGAUGAAAUCAUUAAGAAUGUGCCCCUGAAGAAAAUGGCUGAUCGGAUCAGGAAGUACCAGAUCUUGAACAAUGAGGUUUUCGCCAUCCUGAACAAGUACAUGAAGUCCGUAGAGACAGACAGUUCCACUGUGGAGCAUGUGCGCUGCUUCCAGCCACCCAUCCACCAGUCCUUGGCCACCACUUGCUAG